AUGAUCGACGUCCCUUCAUCUGAUGUAACACUGGUGCUGAAGAUAAAGCCAUCGAAGGACAUAACCUUUCAACUGUUCCUGGGGUAUAAAGACGACACAAACGAUAAACAAUACAUAGCCAAGACUCAGAUGCCUCACCAGAGCAACACGCAAGACGUGUCACGUACAGCUGAGCUCUUUGCCACCUUUGCCCAAAAUCCUGUGGUGGUGUGCUUUAUUGGUUCCAUCUUUGUUGCUUACGUAUUGGUGGUAAUAUGGGCACGCGGGAAGGACAUCCAGGACACAACCAAGGUGAAGGUAACAUUGUUGGAAGAUAAUGACCCCUUGGCUGAAUACCGUUACAUGCUGAAUAUCAGCACUGGGCAUCGGCGUGGUGCUUCCACCUCCUCUCAGGGAGAGAGUGAGCCACACCACCUCGCUGACCCUGACAAGCCUGUGUUUGAGAGGGGGGCAGUGGAUACGUUCCUGUUGACCACACCCUUCUCUCUGGGGGAGCUGCAGAGCAUCAGGCUGUGGCACGACAACUCAGUUGGACACCCUGCCUGUAAUCUGUUCUUCAUGAGGACGGCAAAGGAUUUCCGCGAUGGCCACAUCUGGUUUUCUGUGAUCAGCCGGCCUCCAACGAGCACCUUCACAUGUGUCCAGCGAGUCUCCUGCUGUUUCUCUCUGCUGCUGUGCACCAUGCUGACCAGCAUCAUGUUCUGGGGCAUCCCUACCGACCCCUCUGAGCAGACCAUGGACCUGGGUCAUAUCGACUUCACCUGGCAGCAGCUGAUGAUUGGAGUUCAGAGUUCAAUCAUAAUGUUUCUAACUCAUCUCCUCCUUGUGAGUAUCUUCAGAAACACCCGCCCCCGAGAGACGAAGCCUGGAAAGCCCAAGGCAGAGGUAUCCAAGCAGGGGAAGACUGGCAGUGUCUCCCUCACAGCCUCUGUCCCCAAAGAGGGACAGAGAACUCACACCAGACACAGUCAAGCAAGGCUGUUACUGUACUGUAUUCUCUCGGGACAUAAAGAAGAUUGCUAUGAAGAGCCCCAUUCCACACCUGGAGUUAGAGAUGAAGCCUGGACAACAAACUCUCUGCUCUCUCUGGUGGAGGACGUCAUCCGGCAGCAGAACCGAGCCAGUGGAGAGUUCUACACUGAUGCCUCCAAGAAAGAGGGAUCGCUCAUUCUCUCACUAGAGGUAGCCAAUCUGCAAGCCCUCAGAGGAAGAGGAGAUAGUGCUGAUGCUGAUGAAGUUCUGCAGCUUGUUCGGGAUCAAAUAUAAGAAAGAAGAUAAAGAAGAAAGUAACAGUCCCAGGGUGAUUGCCAACAAUGCCUCUGUUACUAAGAAAGGACCCUCCACUAUAUCCUCAUAGAUGCUUAGUUCUCAGUAAAGAUCUGCCACUCUGUAUGAAUUGAUAUUGGAACUGCUUUCAUUUAUGUAGUUCAAUAGGAGUAUUAAAACACGUUAUAUCAAGA
Oncorhynchus tshawytscha (Chinook salmon) is the source of this 1460-nucleotide messenger RNA. Its product is annotated as polycystic kidney disease protein 1-like 2. Gene Ontology annotation, biological process: detection of mechanical stimulus. NCBI's taxonomy places the organism in Eukaryota, Metazoa, Chordata, Actinopteri, Salmoniformes, Salmonidae. The coding region runs from base 1 to 1266 and encodes 421 amino acids. The transcript is spliced from 8 exons. Gene Ontology annotation, cellular component: membrane. The record is from RefSeq and is a predicted model, not a curated record. Gene Ontology annotation, molecular function: calcium channel activity; protein binding.